Molecule: messenger RNA, 1231 nt
Organism: Branchiostoma belcheri (Belcher's lancelet)
Lineage: Eukaryota; Metazoa; Chordata; Leptocardii; Amphioxiformes; Branchiostomatidae
Exons: 5
Coding region: 195-701 (168 amino acids)
Biological process (GO): signal transduction
Source: RefSeq, a predicted model, not a curated record
GACACAACUUAUGUUAUUCAGACAGCGACUCAGUCCAUCAAUGGGACGUCUUCAUAUCAUGCCAUCCCAACCAGCUGCCCUACGUCCUAGGGAUCCUGACACAGGCGUUGGAGGACAUCGGCCAAAAGGUGUAUCUAUAUGAGAGAGAUUCCGAGCCCGGUGCCCCCAUCGCAGAUAACAUCUUUCAGGCUGCCAUGGCGAGCAGGAAAACUGUCGUGUGCUUCACUGAAGACUACCUGCACUCGGAAUGGAACCUGUAUGAGGCGAUGGUUGCACAAGGUGUAAAACCCAGCGGUGGCCGCAUGGUGCCGAUACAGCUGCUGUCCUGUCAGAUACCUCCAAAGUACCAGCUGGUGUGUCCGCUGAACUGUACCGACAGGUUACACAGGAGGUUCUUCUGGCGAAAACUGCUAGGGGCACUGGACAUCCCGGACUCUAGCGAAAUUGCAGCCCAACUGAACGUCGCCUAUCCCGAGGGACGUCUGGACAUGAUCUUAGGAAAACACAUGCCUGACGUCAUUCCGGACCCGCCUCCUCCAAGGUCCGCGUGUGAACUACCACCACAAAAUCCGCAAGAUAAUGCAGAGCUGAUGCCUGUGGACCACCAGGAACAGUUAGCACACCUCGUCGCUGCAGUUAUCGUAGCAAUCAUCGUUUGUAAGAUGAUUGACAUCUUUGUCAAGCUUGUCUUCGGGAUUUGACUGGUUGGAUCUAUAUGUAGUGUGCUUUGACGUCCUGUGUGACGAUAACAACGUAAAAAAAAGCUUACAAUGGGUAGAAACAUGGAACGUAGGAGAUGGAAGAGCAUAUUCGCAUCACAAGAAGCAUUAUUUUCCACUUUCAACAAAAUAACGUAUAUCUGACAUCCACAGGAUGGUAAAAUAAAAAAGGCUAAGUAACAGACGAUAGAAACAUGUUGAAGAAUUACGUUUGAGGAUAUAUUGUUUAUCAUGUGAUAAACUGUUCUGCAUAUUAUUUUACAACCUUCGUCAUCACUUCUUUUUGUCAUGUGCUUACAUCAUACCUGUCUCUGGUGCUGGGCACCAUCCACAAACACACCUGUACCAGGUAGUGAAUACCACAUCAUCAUCAUCAUCAUCAUCAUGCCUCCGGAUUUAAUCCGGUGAAUACUGUACCACAUACACACAAAAUUACCUAUCCUUAGUGUUGACCCACGUCCACAUACAAUUAAACAGCCUGUCCUUGGUGCUGAAAACCAUCCACUCAUAGG